ACAACAAUGGCGACGGCGAUCAGCUACAAGGCGAAUUCUGGCCGUUCCAAUGAUGUGGAAGACCCACCUCGCUAUUCAGAGAAUGAUAAUACUGCAGACAGAGACAACCUGCCAUCCUAUGAGGCUACAGCACUAUCACAGGACCCCCCACCAUCAUACGAAUCACUGUAUGGGAGGAUCAAGGCAGCACGAAGUGAAUCCACAGGAUUCUUAAACUUCAUGAAAACUUUCAUCAUCAUUAUCCUGUCGACAAUUGGCUUUACGAUCAUUCUUGGAGUUUUCAUAGCUAUUCCUCUGGCAAUGCUCAUAAUGGGUUCUAUUCAUUUGGAUCAUUGCCCUGCUGAACGUAUGAUUCCGAUCUAUUUAAUUGUGUCUGGAUGUGCUGGAAUCGUAAGAAAUGUGUACAGUCUCAUCCAGCGAUGUCGCAAGACUGAACAAGAGAGAGAGGAGGAUCAGGCUAAAGUCAAUCCUGCAGAGUCUGUGGCAAACUGCUUUUUGAUUGCUUGGUUCAUUACUGGCUGUGUAUACAUUUACCGGACAAGGAACAGCUUCCAGCAUGACACCAAAGGCGAUAGUGAUUACUGUGAUUAUAACCUUUAUUGGUUUGCCUUCUGGAUAACCACCGCAGUCUACAUCAUCAUGGCUGCCUCCUGUUUUUGCGUUUGCUGCCUAGGUUGCUUGGCUUCCUUUGUUGGAAAGAAUAAUGAGUAG
Molecule: messenger RNA, 711 nt
Organism: Candidula unifasciata
Lineage: Eukaryota; Metazoa; Mollusca; Gastropoda; Stylommatophora; Geomitridae
Source: the annotation of a GenBank genome assembly